Messenger RNA from Carlito syrichta (Philippine tarsier), 1889 nucleotides. RefSeq names its product coiled-coil domain-containing protein 14-like. The annotation marks the transcript as partial. NCBI's taxonomy places the organism in Eukaryota, Metazoa, Chordata, Mammalia, Primates, Tarsiidae. Gene Ontology annotation, cellular component: centriolar satellite. The record is from RefSeq and is a predicted model, not a curated record. Gene Ontology annotation, biological process: protein localization to centrosome. The transcript is spliced from 11 exons.
CCGGGGAGAGAGAAGGGGUCUAUUGCUCACGCCCAGGGCGCCGCGCCCGGAGCCGGAGGAAUGCCGCCCGGCGUGUCGGAAACUGUGAAGCGCGGCCUUCGGCGGGCUCCUCGCCGGAAGCGGAAGCUCGGGGGGCGGGCCAAGAAAGCCCGGGAGUCCAAGGCGGUUAAUUCUUCUCACCGUAGCGCUUCGCUUCCCGCGGGCAGGGCUUCUCUGAGGCUGCGAGAGAUGGUCAGGUCCGGAUCUCGACCGGGCCAGGUAUUAUCUUCAGGAAAGCAUGCUGUACCUGCUAAAUUAACAAGUGGAAAGAAAGGGACCCAUUUAAGAAAAAUAGCACGUUGUAAUGCAGAUUCUGGCUGUUGCAUCUAUUCUGAUUCGGAAAGUCAGGCUGAAACUGUGCAGGGGCUUGAUGGUUGUGCUUCUUUGCUACGGGACAUUUUGAGAAAUGAAGAUUCAGCAUCUUCAGAUAAUAGGAAACAGAUACCUAAUGAAGCUUCUGCUAGAAGUGAAAGAGACACAUCAGACACAGCCCAAAAUUGGUCAUUGCAAGAUCACUAUAGAAUGUAUUCACCCAUAAUAUACCAAGCCCUCUGUGAGCAUGUGCAGACUCAAAUGUCAUUGAUGAAUAAGUUGACUUCAAAGAACAACCCUAAUGGAAUUCCUGCUGCACCAUGCCAUUCUGUGUCUGGUUCUGAAUCUCAGGCCGCUCCACAUUCUGGUCAUUCUGGUUAUGGGUUAUAUACUUCCACCCCCGUCUGGUCACCUCAGCAACUACCCUGCCCUCCAUUAGUUCAUUCUGAAGUUCAAACCGAUGGUGACAACCAAUUUUCAUCACAAGGUAAAACAAUUUCUGUGAACUGUAAUGAUGUUUUGAGGAAUUCACAUACCAGUCCUGGAGUUCUGUGUAACCUGCCCCAGAAUGACAUGUCAGCUAUUCCAACGUUUCAGCAGCUGGACCUUACUAAUGGGCUUCUGCCACAACAAGAAGUUCCUAACGAAGUAGACCUACUGAAGUGUUUUCAAACAUACAUGUCUUUGUUUCGAUCUCAUGGAAAAGAAACUCAUCUGGAGAAUCCAACACACCGAAGCUCCACUCAAUCACAGCCAGCUUCCUUGGCCACUAAUGAAGAAAAAUGUACCAGAGAACAAAUUAGAGAGGACACAAGUGAAGGAAAGGGUUUAAAUGUACAUGUGCAAGAUGCAAAAAUAGUCAAGGAUGUACAAAAGGAAAAAAAUGUGAACCAGACGGCUGAAAAAGUUAGAACUAUAAAGUAUUUGUUGGGAGAGCUCAAGGCCUUGGUAGCAGAACAAGAGGAUUCAGAAAUUCAGAGGUUGGCUACAGAAGUGGAGGCAUGUAUAUCUGUGCUUCCAGCAGUAAGUGGAAACACAAAUCUUCAAGUUGAAAUAGCACUGGCUGUGCAACCAUUAAGAAGUGAAAAUGCUCAGUUACGAAGACAGUUGAGAAUUUUGAAUCAGCAACUUAGAGAACAAGAAAAAACUCAGAAGACAUCUGGUACUGUGGAUUGCAGUCUUGAAUUGUUUUCUCUUCAGUCAUUGAACAUGUCUCUGCAAAAUCAAUUACAGGAGUCAAUAAAGAGCCAGGAACUACUACAGAGUAAAAAUGAAGAGCUCUUAAAAGUGAUUGAAAAUCAGAAAGAUGAAAACAAAAGAUUUACUAAUAUAUUUAAAGAGAAAGAUCAAACUAUACUUGAAAAUAAACAGCAAUUUGAAAUUGAGAUAACAAGAAUAAAAAUUGAAUUGGAGGAAGCCUUAGUCAAUGUGAAAACGUCUCAGUUUAAGUUAGAAACUGCUGAAAAGGAAAAUCAGAUACUGGGGAUAACAUUACGUCAGCGUGAUGCAGAGGUGACUCGACUGAGAGAGUUAACCAG